This is a messenger RNA of Melanotaenia boesemani (Boeseman's rainbowfish), 1632 nucleotides long. RefSeq names its product GTPase IMAP family member 7-like. NCBI's taxonomy places the organism in Eukaryota, Metazoa, Chordata, Actinopteri, Atheriniformes, Melanotaeniidae. Bases 427 to 1440 code for a protein of 337 amino acids. The record is from RefSeq and is a predicted model, not a curated record. Gene Ontology annotation, molecular function: GTP binding. The transcript has 3 exons.
UGAAUCUGAUUGGAUGAAACAAACAAUGAAGGGAUGUGAUGCACUCUUGGGGCUUGCUUGACUCACUCCUUUUAAACAGACAGACUUAAUUAGGCAGUUAAAGAAAGAUUACUAAAUGAGAUUAAAGAGCUUGAAUAUUGUUCAUAUGUUGUUGUUACACAUUUUUACAUCAUUUCAGCCACCCUACAAAACAAAUCUGUUCAGCAUAUUCGGAGAGACAUGCCCAGCCUAUGUAUUGGCAUAUUCAGAUGUAAUCUAAAGACAAUGCAAGGAAAUGGGAAGCCCCCAGUGCUCAGCCGAGACUUCCAGAAGUUUCCCAGAACAGUAAUGUGAAAGUUGAGUGAAAGGUGCUCGUAUAAAUUCACAACUCAGAUCUGGAAUAAUAUAUUUUAGUCACCUGGGACGUGAAAAAGGUGGAUCUAAAAGAUGGCUGAAGCAAUACCACUCAGAGAGAAGAAGCAAAGAACUCUGCCUCGGCCUGAUGGGUGUGGUCUGUAUAACUUUGACGCUCUCGAUUUGCCUGGAGGGUUGAGGAUCGUCCUGGUGGGCAAGACCGGAUCAGGAAAGAGUGCAACAGGAAACACCAUCCUCGGAAGAGCUGCAUUCAAAGAGGACCCCAGCCCAGUGUCAGUAACUAAACACUGUGAGACACAGAGCGGGGAAGUGGAUGGGACUCCAGUCCAAGUAAUUGACACUCCAGGGCUGUUUGAUACAGGCAUCACAGAGGAAGAAUUAAAGACUAGAAUAGAGGAGUGUGUCAAGAUGUCAGUACCCGGUCCUCAUGCCUUCCUCCUGGUGAUCAGGCUUGGAGUCAGAUUCACAGAGGAGGAGAGGAACGCUGUGAAGUGGAUCCAAGAUAACUUUGGAGACGAUGCCUCCAUGUACACCAUCAUGCUGUUCACAUGCAAGGAUCAAGCCAAAGCUGACAAUGCUCUGAAGGAAUGCAAGGAGCUGCGAAGACUAUCCAUUACAUUUGGACGCAGAUACCACGCCUUCAACAACAACGAUGCAGAUGAUCGUGUGCAAGUUACUGAGCUGGUUAACAUGAUCAAAGAAAUGGUACAGGAUAAUGGUGGGAAACACUACACGAACGAGAUGUAUGAGAAAGCCCAGAGGAAGCUGAAAGAGGAGGAGGAGCGCAUGAAACAAGAGGAGGAGGAGAAGAAAGAGGAGGAGAGGAAACUGUGGGAUGAAGAGAGGGAAAAGCAGCAGAAGGAGAGAGAAAAGGAGAAAAAAGUUCGGAAAAAUAAUAUUCGUGUGGCAUCGGCUGCUGCUGUUGUGUUGGUGUUAGCUGGGGUAGUCAUAGCGGUGGGAGCCGACAUACCAGUGGCUCUGGCUUUAGGAGCUCCUGCUCUUGUCCUGGGGGUGUUGUGUGGAUUAGCUGCCAUUUUCAUUUGGAAAGGGAUCAAAUGUAAACCUAAAGCAAAUAGUCCAGUUUAAUAAAAGGAGUGGUAAGAGCAUAUUUUUCAUUCUGCAGCUUCUGGCGUGAAAUUUAGAAAGGAAAUAUUCCAAAUUCAGUAUUGGUAAACAUAUCAUGCAAAAUACCUUGUUUAAAUGUAAAAAGGUCUUAAUUCAUUUAAAACUGAUGGUAUACAAAAAUAAUUACACACAAACAAUGUUCUCCUUUUUUUU